AUGUUAAAUUUGAAAGUAGCUGCCACGAAGAAUGAUUUGAAGGAAGCCGCAAUGAUCGAGCAGCGUCGCAAGUUCGAAGAGGAGCGAAAAAAGCGGAUUUUUAACGCAAAAGAACGCGUUAUUGGCAUCGACAAGCGUGAUUUGGAGCAACAAAUUGCCGAAAAGGAACGUUUGGCCCAACAAAAAGCCGAAUUAGAGCAAAAAUAUUUGGCUUAUCAGGACCAAGUCACUGCCGUGGUCACGGAAAAGGAACGAGAAAUGCGUUUAGAGAAGCAACGAAUCCAAAAUGAGCUGAACGAGUAUCGCGCCAAGUUCCAACGCCCCGAAGAUCGUCGCGAAUGGGACUUGUACGAUCCACGCGGGAAGAAAAAAGACCUUCCAGCUCGUUUAAACGACACAGAUCCACGUCUCACGAUUUCGUCGGCGCAAAAAUUCGAAGGCGAAGAUCUCUCGAGCGAGGAACGUCGCAAAGCUCAAAUCGAACAGCAACGCGCCUGGCUUCUGCAACAAAUGCGUGAGAAAAAAGAAGCAGAAGAAGCCCGCAAAGAAGCCGAACGCUUGGAAAUGGAAGCUUUAAUCGCUCGCGAAGCCCGAACUCUCGAAUUGCAACGCACCGAACGCGAAGGAAAGCUAAAAAUGCUCGCCGCUGUCACGCAAUUCAACAAAGAGCUCGCCAACGAGCAAGAAAAUCGUCGAAAAAUCAAAGAAAUCCAGGAGCAAGAGGAUAAUUUGGCGGAACAGCUGAAUCACAUCACGAGCGAUAUUCUCACCGAAGCGCCAGACGCGGAAAAAAGCAACUUUGGACCGCAUCGAAUCAUCCCGUAUUCCUAUCGACGCAUGACGCAGGAGCAAAUUGACGAGUUGAAGGCAAAACAAAAGGAACAACUGCAUGAAAGGCAAAAAUUAAGAGAUGAACAGAAGGCUAUCGAAGACAAAUGGGACCAAAUGACGGAAAAUCAGCUCAGGACAUUGUCGUUGAUCGAACGGGACGAGAUGCGGAAGAGACAUUACGAAUUGGCGCGGAUGCGACAAGAAAAUGAAAAACUUGCGGAUGAGCAGAAUCGCGAACGGGAAUUUAUCGAGAAGAAAGUUUACACGAAUGAACCUACGGAUGAGUAUUACGGAAUGUUCAAUACCACAUCGCGUUAG
Culicoides brevitarsis is the source of this 1149-nucleotide messenger RNA. Its product is annotated as RIB43A-like with coiled-coils protein 2. Lineage: Eukaryota; Metazoa; Arthropoda; Insecta; Diptera; Ceratopogonidae. The transcript has a single exon. The record is from RefSeq and is a predicted model, not a curated record. The coding region runs from base 1 to 1149 and encodes 382 amino acids.